Messenger RNA from Pocillopora verrucosa, 3273 nucleotides. RefSeq names its product tumor necrosis factor receptor superfamily member 16. The record is from RefSeq and is a predicted model, not a curated record. NCBI's taxonomy places the organism in Eukaryota, Metazoa, Cnidaria, Anthozoa, Scleractinia, Pocilloporidae. Gene Ontology annotation, molecular function: protein binding. Gene Ontology annotation, biological process: signal transduction.
GAACAAUAGCCCCAUAUUACGCCCGGCGAACUUGACAUUAACUCAUGCAUUGCCUAGCAGGAAAGUUGCGUUUCUUCUGCACCGUCGUUAAAAAGCCCAAAAUGGGUUUUGGAAGCUUUGAGUAUCUUUGGUGCGUAGUUUUAUUAUCACAGGGAAUGCCGUUUUCACGUUUUCACAGCGUACAGACAAUCGCCGUGGGAUGCGGUCCAGGAACCUUUCUUAAUUCAACUGCUUUGGUUUGUCAGAAGUGUCCAAAUGGUACAUUUUCGGCUCACGAAAAUGCACGAAUGUGUUCGACGUGUAAAAGGUGUAUGGGUAGGAACAACGUGAUGGUCAAAGCAUGUACCCCUACCUCGGACACGAAGUGCGAGUGCCUACCUGGUCACUACUUUAACGGAUUUCUGAUUUGUCUCAAGUGCCAGCCAUGUAAACGAGGAUAUGGAUUUGUGAAAAAUUGCACAGCAACGACGAACACAGUUUGUGAACGGUGUGAGAGGGGAAAAACAUUCUCAGUUGGCAAGGGCUUUGAUUCUUGUAAACCAUGUAGCAAAUGUCAGAAGGGAGAGGUUGUUAAAGAAACCUGCAUAAGAAGAAGAGACACAAAGUGCACACCGGAAAAAGAUUUUAAUAAUUCGAAACAGAAACCUUUUUUACUUGUACCCACCAAAUCAAAGCCACGAACUAAUGGUGAUACACGGAUAGCGAAGGAAGAGCCGUCAAAAUCUUCAUCAGGAUCUGAAUCUUUUUCAACUCUUUCCACGAUUAUAUCGUCUACGACGGCUGUAACGGGGAAGCAGAAAGAGUAUGAAUCUUUGGAAGAGGAAGAAACUAGCUUUCAGGCUAUCCUGUACUCUCUGGUCGCAUUGCUGGUUUUAGUUAUGAUUGUUGUGAUCAUUUUUGUCCUGCGCAGGAGGCGGAGCAACAGAAAACGCCCAAAGAACAGGGGCAAGUCGGUAGAUUCUUGCGAGGAACCGAGUACGAGAUCAAACUCAAUCGAAGUCGUAGGAGCUGUAGAAAAUCCUUACACCUCUUUACCUUGUAUUGGAGGACGACAAGGUGAUAAAUUGCUACGAGAAGCUCCUUACACCCUUAUUACGGAACUAUCGCAACAUUUAAAUCCCGGAGACAGAUGGAAACAGUUGGGGGGACGACUCAAAUUCAACAGCACCCAGAUCAAUAAUUUUGCUUUGGAUAGGAGAACAGCAACUGAGGCUAUGCUUGUGGAAUGGGGCCAGAGAGACACUUCCACUGUUGCAGCGCUCAGAGACAAUUUCAGGGCCAUGAAAUGGUCGAAAGAAGCGAAAAUCACCGCAAUGUAUGUGUAGCAAUUUUUUCCGUGACCAAAGUUGCUAAUUUGUUCGUAAAUAUUGUAAGUAAGAUUCUAGUGUAAGUACUGCAGCCAUCUUUGAGCUGAAGUAUGACAUUUUCUCGGAGAAACUUAAUAUCUAGCGUCAAUUUGCCACGAAUCUAGUUUGAGGAAUCCUGUGGUAGUGAAAUAAUUUCUAGAAUUUUGAGCCGGAAAUCUACAGCCCAAUCUCGAAGACGUGGGUGCUAAUAAAUCGAAGUCCUUCGUUCUGUAGUUUUGAGAGAGGUUAUGCUAUACUAGUGAAUUUUUAGGUUAGUAAGUUGACAAAUUUAGUGUGUUUAAAGACUAUUUAAUUCAUAAAAUGAGGUCAAACCGCGUUUAUGACCCUUUCAAUCAUUUAGAAUUAUUUUGACGAGAUUCUCUUAAAAUUAUGUUAAGAAAUGUUUACGAUGGCUAAUUUUUUCGGUUUGGUAUUUUAAAGUGUUAUCAUUCCAUUAAUUUAUUAUCGUGGAAUAUUAGAUCCAACGAUCCUUAGGGGAGAGAAAUAGAGAGGUGGGGCGUUCGUGAGUGAAAGAGGAAAAAGUGAAAAUAACUGGAUUUUAAAAACCAGUGAACCAUUACAAAAUUGACCUUUUAUUCGUCAAGAGGUGCUUAUCAACUGAACACGCUUUUGGCGAUAUAGAGAAAUGAAUUUGGUAUUUUAUGCCAUUUAGUAGUCACGUAGUUGACGGAAUUAAUGUGCAAUGUUAAAUAUAACGCAAUGAAACACUUUCGCUUUAUUUUGCUAAAAGUAAAGUUUUCAACAUUUUAAGUGCGUUUGUUCUGAAUUUAGUGAAAUUGAAUCAGACCACAAAAUGUCUUUUUGUUUUGAUGAUUUACGCAAAUAUUUGUCGCCGAGUAAGAGACACGCUGCGUUUUUCUUUCAGGCCGCAGAUCGAUACUAUUUCUGAAAGAAACUCUCUGCAAUUUUUAAUUUUUUUUUAAUUUUGGCGUCUUCAGUCAAUAAUCCGCACUUUUUUUUUGAAGAAUUAUUUGGAAAUUUUCACAAUAAUUUAUGAAUCGUACAAAACGUAGAAACCAUAUGGGGUUUCUCAUAGAGUGUAUAUUUUUGUAUACAGCUGUUAACGGAAUCAUUUGUUUGAAAAUAUAUUUUUUAACGCAAAAAUUAAGAUGAAUAUUUUCUUACUUUGCUGAGAGAUAAGCUAAACUUAGUUUGAAAAUAAUUUUGUACUCUCGAGUAAAAAUUUAAAAUAACUGAGCACAAAUUUAUAAUCGCUCGAGUUCAUGGGCAAUAUUUUGACAAUUGCAUCUUGGCAUUGUUUUGUAUUGAAUGAAAUGGUAUUUAAUUUAUGGACAAUUUCAUACAACAAUUAAAAGAUAAUUAUUCUAAUGCUUGACGGCCUUAAAGUACGUGAUCAUAUUAAGGAAUUUGACAUAAGAUCGAAGCUUUUUACUUUAAUUCUUUUUGAAUGAAAGAGACAUUUUGAUGUUUGGUAAAGGCAAGUUUGGUAAGUCGGGGAGUUGUUUUUAUUCAACAUCAGACAAACCUCGCGUACUUUAGGACCCGAAACAAUUGAAAAUAAUGUUUCUUAUUGAUUGACAGGUUAUAUAUGUUGCUACUAAUUUUAGGAAGGAUCAGUUAAUGAAGACAUUAUGAUCUUUAGUUAAAUCCCGCAAAUGGGAUGAAGAGUAUGUGUAAUCUUAUCGUUAUUAAUGGUCGACGACUUACUAAGGGAUAUUCCUGGAUGAAGUUUAAACAAUUUGUUUUGUCAAAGGUACUCAGUAGAGAAAUGGAUGCUGUGGUCAAGCUUGUUGUGCCAGUAAACUGUUGGCCUAAAUAUGCAUGUGUCAAAUUAUUAUUAAAUAAGUACUGGCUAUGUAGCGAAAAAACUGCACUUUUUUUAGCCAAUAGUAAAGCUGAGAUACGGGUAAUCAUACUGAACUAUUAAAAUUAUUAAUUUUGGGAA